This is a messenger RNA of Aspergillus homomorphus CBS 101889, 938 nucleotides long. RefSeq lists its product as uncharacterized. Bases 288 to 827 code for a protein of 179 amino acids. The record is from RefSeq and is a predicted model, not a curated record. Lineage: Eukaryota; Fungi; Ascomycota; Eurotiomycetes; Eurotiales; Aspergillaceae. The transcript is spliced from 3 exons.
AGCAGCGGAUGGAUAGAAGACUGCAGAACUGCAUCUCCGCAAUCUGGCCAGGUCAGACCAUGGCAUUCAUUGAAUCUAUUGUCUUCCUUUCUAUUAAGCGAUGAAGUCAUUCUCCAUGUGACGUCAUUCCCGACCGAGGCCGGCUUCCACGCAGCAUGGCAUCGCAUCGCAUCGUCGCAUAAAUCUUGCCUUCCUCAUCUCCUCCCACCUUCAUCAACUCCCAGUAAUAUCAAUCGAUCGAUCAAUCAAUCAAUAAACCCCUCACCCACUGCAAUACCAUAGCCACAAUGGACUCCUUCCCCAUGACCCGCAGCCGCCGCAGCGACGAGCUCGUCCGCCUCGCCGACCAACACCUACAGCACGACCUGCAGCCCGCGGACCGCGACGCGCUGCAAGCGGCCGCGCGCAAGGUGUCGAUGUGGACGACGAUCGGCUCGGCCGUUGGCGUGGGAUUGGGCCUGUACACCGCGUUCCGGCUGCGCAGCUCGCGCCGGGCCUUCUUCGAGGUCUUCCGCGCGAAAGAGAAGCCGACGCAGGUCGUGUUCGCCAACGGGCGCACCGAAUCCAUCCCCGAUAUCACCCCACUGCUGAAGCCCACCACCUUCGGCGACUUCGCGACCUACUUCUUCGCUUCUGCCGGCGGUCUGUUCCUGGGCGGGGAGCUGGGAUUCCUGGGCGGCGCUGCGUCGGGAAGUCGUGCGAUCACCAGCGAGCCCGAGCGGCGUAAGCGGAUCGAGAACGCCUUCCGACGGUUCCGCGCCGAUGUGCUGCGCAAGGAGGCGGAUGCGUUGGAUGGCGAUCGCAACAUCAUUGAGAAGAUGUUUUGAAGGGAGAGGAGUGAUAGAAGCACGCUGAGAGUGCUGGAUGCACGCUCUCGCAGUGGACGUAAUACCCCGUGGCUGUUUUAGCGAAUGGCCAAUGUUGAAUAAUCUUUCAAG